CCGCGGCUAACAGCGGCGGGGGGCGGGGCCUCCGGAGCCAUGGCCGCCCUCCUCCGCCUGCGCGCUCGCCUCCCCUCUCUGGCCCCGCAGUAUUAUCUCAUCAACAGGACCGCAGAUGAAUAUAGGAAAGGAGAUCAUAAAGCUGCGGUUUUGAUCCAGAGUUGGUUUCGAGGAUGUCGAGUGAGGGCAUAUAUCAGGUACUUACAUCAAAAGAUGACGGUUGUACAGAAAUGGUGGAGAGGGUACUUGGGAAGAAAAUACUUCCGACAGAUGGUUAAGACAGAAUAUUUUAAUAUGAAGAUGAAUUUCUACAAUGAAAUGGCUGUCAGGAUUCAGAAACGAUGGCGAGGCUAUCACACCCGGAAAGAGAAACAUAAUUAUUAUGCAAGGAAGAAAUACCUAGAAGGAAUUUCCCGAAACAAUGAAAAUUUAAGGGAAAGAAUGGCGAUAAUGGCAGCGUCGAUGGAGGAAGAGAAGAGGAAGGUAGACCACGAAAGGGAAGAACAGAAAAAGGAUUACCAGGCCCGAAAGAUGCAUUACCUCGUCAGCACAGAGCAGAUUCCAGGUGUGUAUAAUUCACCAUUCAGAAAAUUCCCUGAUCCAAUGGAGUAUCGGUUACAGAAAGCGAAGCCUUUGCCUCACCGAAAGCCUCCAGUUAAGAAAGAUGCUACCGAGGAUUUCUCUAACUGGUUGGCUUGUACUCGCCUCCAUUCUUUUCCUCGAUCACAAGCUCUGCCACCGAUCGACAGAAAGAAAAUCCAGGGGCCCUUCCGUGAUAUUGCUGAAGUAUUGCAUCAGCGCUACAAACCUCUGGAGCCGAGCUUGCGGUUGGCGACAUCCAUCAGCGCAGUAGAACGGGCCGGAGAUGAACUCAAGAGAGAAGAAUGGAGAAGCCACCUAAAUGACAAUGCAUUUUUGCCAUUUUCAUCUUAUCACAAAAAUGAAAAGUACGAGCCAUUAAUUCACACUUCGACCAAGUAUGGCCCCAGACCGUAUGGUACUGAAAAUUUCCGAGAAGAGGAGCGUAAAAAAUGGGUAACUAGCGAGGGUUUCAAAACCGUGUUCCCUUCACUUCACCUCUUCGACAGAUUUGGAAAAGAAUAUUCAAAAGCUGGGCAAAUAGUGUGAAGUUCGGCACCUGAGGGACUGAAAAGCAGCCAGGUGAGAUUUUGAAGCCAGAAUUUUUUCCAAUAAGAUUACGUUCUCCGGCUGGGCUCCUACUUGGCUUGGUGAUCGAGCUAACAGCUGCUCCCCGGGGGGCCGGGGAUUGGGACCUCCGCGCCAGUCUGCCCGGACUCUUGCAACCGGCCUGCGGAGUGGCAGCGGGACGGACGGGUGGGGCUGGUUGCUCGGGAAAUCUGCAGUGCUGUCUCUCGGGCCUACACGCUGACCCCUGGCUCCCCGGGGCGGGCUUCUCAAGUGCCCCCCGUGCCCGGCUCCAGAAACGUCGGCCUGAUCUUCGAAGGGCAAUCCCCGCUCGUGUGAACCCAGCACGACAGAGUACGGAUUCAAACCGAGGGAGUUUCAAAACAGUCACCCUGGGCAGUCCUCGGGAGUUCUGCAAGCGUGUUUAGGCUGUCUGAAUUCCUCAGUCUUUCAGCUCCGACUUUUAACCCAAACGCCGUGAACCUGGAAACGGAGAAAAGCAGAGAUGGAAUCAAAGAUUCCACAUUAGAUGCUAGUCUGGGCCGUUAAAAUUAUCAUCUGCCAAUUGGCUUCCAA
Ornithorhynchus anatinus (platypus) is the source of this 1722-nucleotide messenger RNA. It is a transcript of the gene SPATA17, whose product is annotated as spermatogenesis associated 17. Gene Ontology annotation, molecular function: protein binding. NCBI's taxonomy places the organism in Eukaryota, Metazoa, Chordata, Mammalia, Monotremata, Ornithorhynchidae. The record is from RefSeq and is a predicted model, not a curated record. The coding region runs from base 40 to 1128 and encodes 362 amino acids. Gene Ontology annotation, biological process: mitotic cell cycle; spindle organization; establishment of meiotic spindle localization. The transcript is spliced from 11 exons. Gene Ontology annotation, cellular component: spindle pole.